Messenger RNA from Anolis carolinensis (green anole), 1012 nucleotides. RefSeq names its product ubiquitin related modifier 1 (gene urm1). The coding region runs from base 95 to 400 and encodes 101 amino acids. The transcript is spliced from 5 exons. Gene Ontology annotation, molecular function: protein tag activity. The record is from RefSeq and is a predicted model, not a curated record. NCBI's taxonomy places the organism in Eukaryota, Metazoa, Chordata, Lepidosauria, Squamata, Anolidae. Gene Ontology annotation, cellular component: nucleus; cytoplasm. Gene Ontology annotation, biological process: protein urmylation; tRNA thio-modification.
CCUUGCAAGGCCUCGCGGCUCCCGUCGCCUGGCAACGCCGGAUGUGAGGCGCGCGCGCGCUUCCAGUGUGGGCAGAGCCGUUCCCUUAGGCAAGAUGGCGGCGCCCGUCUCCCUUCAGCUGGAGUUUGGAGGUGGAGCAGAACUCUUGUUCGAUGGGAUAAAAAAGCACCAGGUGACUUUACCCAGCCAGCCUGAACCUUGGGAUGUUCGGCGCCUGCUCAUGUGGAUUAAAGAGAACCUAUUGAAAGAGAGGCCAGAGCUGUUUGUGCAAGGAGACUCUGUGCGGCCGGGAAUCUUGGUCCUCAUCAAUGACUCUGACUGGGAGCUGAUGGGGGAGCUGGACUACCAACUCCAAGACCAGGAUAAUGUGGUUUUCCUCUCCACCUUACACGGGGGUUAGAUUGCCCGAGAAGCCAAAAAAGGACACUUUUUAAAGGAGAGAGAGAGGGAGAGAGAUGCCAGUCCAAGAAAGGACCUCCCUGAGCCUCUCUUUCGGCCUUUGUCCGCCAUGUGUCCAACCAGAUCGGGUUCCUCAUUAGGCCCUUUCUUCCUCCGCCUGCUCUUUUGACGCCUGCUCCUCCCGCCCUCCGCCUUGGCUCCCGACCCUUUGUCCUGGAACGGUUUCAGCAUUGGAUCACCCUCUCCUUGCCUCCCGGAGGCUCGCGCUCCUGAACAAAUGACGGAAAGUGAGCUCUUUGGAACCACGUGGGGCCCGGCUGCGGCUGAGCAUCAGAUCAGGCCUCACUGUUUGCCACGGAGCCAAUGCCGGCCUCCCUCUCUCUCUCCGUUUCUCUCUCUCUCUGCAAGCGGGGAGACGGGACUGAGAUCUAAGAGCGGGGACGUCUCUUCGAGUCUCUCACCCGUCCCUGGCAUCAGCGCAGCCUUUUUUCAGCACUGCAGUUUGCUGUUAUCAGCUUAUCUGGACUUCGGCUGCCAGUAGAUUUGCUUGAAAACAAUGACGCUGAAUUUGUGAAGCUGUGCCUUUUUGAUUUUUAAACUCUUUUGGAGCCAC